Messenger RNA from Pyricularia oryzae 70-15, 1244 nucleotides. RefSeq lists its product as uncharacterized. The coding region runs from base 52 to 1020 and encodes 322 amino acids. The record is from RefSeq and is a predicted model, not a curated record. Lineage: Eukaryota; Fungi; Ascomycota; Sordariomycetes; Magnaporthales; Pyriculariaceae. The transcript has 3 exons.
AGUCCUCCAAGUCGCAUUCAAAGUGACUUGAAACAAAAAGAAACCCUGAAAAUGGCAAUUGCAAAUUCGAGAAUAUUAAUACAACAGGCGGCCUUGUGCGUCUGCUUCGCCACACUAGCACUAGCUAGCCCUCAGUUCCAGUUCCCCGGCACCAACCCGGGCACCUUCCCAGGCACCACCAACCCAAGCAAUGGAGGAAACAACGGCGGCACAGGUUCAGGGACAGGCAGCGGGACAGGAGGAACCGGCAAUGGGAACGGCAACGUCAAUGGCAACGGCAAUGGAAAUGGCAACGGGAAUGGCUUCGGCGGCAACGGCCAAGGGUUCGGCAGCAAUGGCGGCGCGGAUGGCUUCAACAACUUUCUCGGCUUCGACGUCAACCGCGCCAUGUAUCUGCGCAUGGUGCACGGCUGGGUCGCCUCGGUCGCCUUUGUCAUCCUCUUCCCGCUCGGGUCCAUUUUCAUCCGCGUCAUCCCGGGCCGAUUCGCGUACCUGGCACAUGUCGCGACCCAGAUCAUCGCCUCGAUACUUUACAUCGUCGGCGCCGGCAUAGGGUUCUGGAUGAUAGCCACGAUUCGGUUCCCGUUCAACGGUGGCUCGCUGUUGACUGAUCCAAAUAUAAACUUCCAUCCGAUAAUUGGAAUCGUCGUAUUCAUCGGCGUCCUGGCCCAACCCGGUCUGGGCUUUAUGCACCACUCCAACUACAAGAAGCUGGGUCGCCGAACGAUCUGGUCGCACCUGCAUCUGUGGAACGGCCGGACCAUGAUCGCCCUGGGAAUCAUCAACGGCGGCCUGGGCCUGCUGGUAGCGCGGGCUUCAGACCAGGCAAGGACGGCCUACGCCGCCGUGGCCGGCGUCAUGUCGAUUUUGUGGAUCCUGGCGUCCAUUUUCGGCGAGUGCAAGAAGGCGAUCGAGGUCAGGAGGCAGAGCCGGGCGGCCAGGAAGGAGGCCAAGAGGACCGAGAGGAUGGCGGCCAAGAGCUUGUCUAGGCCACCUAGCCAGGAGGGAGCCCCUGUUUAAGGAGCGUUCUCCCAAAUGCGAUGUUGACGGUCGUUUGGGGAUCUAGAAGAGUUCCUGGAUAGAGUUGGUGGAGACAACCCUUUAUUUCUUUCAUUCCUUCAAUCGGUUUUAGGGUCUUUUUUUUUCUAGUUUCCCACUUUCCUUUUCAUGAAGCGGGCCUUGCACAUUUUGCACCAGUUUGAUAGACAGACGGCAACCGCGUAGUCGAGAGCCCGAGCACAUAG